This is a messenger RNA of Stegastes partitus (bicolor damselfish), 2000 nucleotides long. Its product is annotated as ankyrin repeat and BTB/POZ domain-containing protein 2-like. The record is from RefSeq and is a predicted model, not a curated record. The annotation marks the transcript as partial. The transcript is spliced from 15 exons. NCBI's taxonomy places the organism in Eukaryota, Metazoa, Chordata, Actinopteri, Pomacentridae. Gene Ontology annotation, molecular function: protein binding.
GUGAGCUGUCGCUGCCGGCCCAUGUCAGCCCGUACACGAAGGUUCCCAAGGAGCUGAUGGAGAGCAGGGAGGAUGCCUACAUCCAGCUGGAGCUGCGAACGCUGGAGCAGGCGCUGCUCGCCACCUGUGUUGGCAGCAUCGCAGAGCUCAGUGAUCUGGUGUCUCGAGCGAUGCACCACAUGCAGCGUCUGCGCAGCUCGAGUCCCUCCGUCGGUCACACUCGCUCAGCCAAUCAGCUGUCAGCGUCCUGGGCUCCGGACGCCCUCCGCACUCUGUACUACUUCCUGUGCAGCCCACAGAUGGAAUCACUGGAGAACCCCAACCUGGAGCCUCCGGCCAUGACGCUGAGCAGAGAGAGGCCCUUCCUGCUCCUCCCUCCUCUCAUGGAGUGGAUCCGGGUCGCCGUGGUGCACGCUGAACAUCGCCGCAGCCUAUUGGUGGACAGUGAUGAUGUCAGACAGACGGCCAGGCAGCUGCUACCAGGACUGGACUGUGAGCCCAGACAGCUCGGGUCCGAGUGCUGCUUCCAGUCCUUUAAGUGUCUUGAUGCUGAAGCUGCUUCGGCCAAGUUCCAGCUGGAUCUGGGCUUCAGGAUGCUGUCAUGUGGCCGAGCGGACCUGGUCCACCAGGCCACCAGGCUCCUGGGAGAUGAAGGCGUCAACACCAUGGACGACCAGGGAAUGACUCCUCUGAUGUACGCCUCUGCAGCCGGAGACGAGGCGCUGGUGCAGAUGCUCAUAGAGGCCGGAGCUCAGCUGGACCUGCAGGUGCCCGGCUGCUCCACCAGACACCCGUCUGUUCACUCCAGCAGUCGGCGCUGGGUCGCCCUGACGUUCGCUGUGCUGCACAGUCACCUGUCUGUGGCUCAGCUGUUGCUGGAGGCCGGAGCAGAUGUGGAGGGUGGAGCUCUGCUGGACGGUCAGGAGAGCUCAGCGGAGACGCCGCUACAGCUGGCUGCUGCUGCAGGUUACUAUGAGAUGGUCAGUCUGCUGCUCACCCACGGAGCCGACCCUCUGCUCAGAGUGCAUCAUGGGAAUUCACUGACCUCACCGCUGUAUGAAGACAUGAACUGCUUCAGCUACGCGGCAGCACACGGACACCGAAACAUCCUGAGGAGGCUGCUGCUGCAGCCGCAACACAGGAAGGAGGACAUCCUCUCUCUGGAGGAGAUCCUGGCUGAAGGAGUGGAGGAGGAGGAAGAGGAGGUCAAAUCUCCAACACACCGUCCAGCUCUAAACUCCUCCAGCGCUGUUCCCAGACUGUGUAAAGCCAGGAUGAAAGCCCUGCAGCAGGCCGCCUACUACAGCGCAGAGCACGGCUACCUGGACGUAACUAUGGAGCUCAGAGAGAUGGGUGUUCCCUGGAGGUUCCACAUCUGGCUGGAGUCUCUCCGCAGAGCCCAGCAGCUGUGCAGGGACGAUGUCACCGUCUCCCUCCUCACCGAGUUUCCCUCCAUCCGGUCGGAGGAUUACAGCCCUGAGCUGCUCUCCACCGGGAUCCCGCUCAUGUUCAGCAUGUUGGAGACCAGCAAGGACUACGUGGUGACGAAGCGUCUGGCGUCCGUCUUCUCUCACUGCUUCGGUUCUUCUGCUGUUUCUCCCGUCCGGCCGAUGGACGUCACUCUGUCCACACAGCUCGAUAUUCACUUUCUGAACAACGAGGAGAUGUCUGACGUGACGUUCGUGGUGGAAGGUCGUCCUUUCUACGCUCAUCGGGUGCUGCUGAUGUCGGCCUCUGACAGGUUUCGCCGUUUGCUCGCUGAUUCCGAUGACAUCAUCCACAUCAGUCACAUGACCUACAGCACCUUCCAGAUGAUGAUGAAGAGUCUGUACUGUGGAGGAACAGAAGGACUCUCUGUGUCUCACUCCGACGCCAUGAAGCUGCUCCCUGUAGCUGCUUUCUUCCAGCUCCGAGGUCUGCAGAGAAGCUGUGAGAUGACGCUGUCGCAAAGUCUGACGCUGGACAACGCCGUCGGCAUCUAUCAGGCCGCUAAGGUAUGA